Messenger RNA from Mugil cephalus (flathead mullet), 1374 nucleotides. It is a transcript of the gene ppcdc, whose product is annotated as phosphopantothenoylcysteine decarboxylase. Gene Ontology annotation, biological process: coenzyme A biosynthetic process. Gene Ontology annotation, cellular component: phosphopantothenoylcysteine decarboxylase complex. NCBI's taxonomy places the organism in Eukaryota, Metazoa, Chordata, Actinopteri, Mugiliformes, Mugilidae. The record is from RefSeq and is a predicted model, not a curated record. Bases 126 to 752 code for a protein of 208 amino acids. The transcript is spliced from 5 exons. Gene Ontology annotation, molecular function: FMN binding; phosphopantothenoylcysteine decarboxylase activity.
GUAACGACGUGCUCGUGCACAAGACGCCUCUCUGAUUGGUUCGUUGCGAAUAUUUACGGAAGUGGAAGAUGUCCGCAGGAACUGAACACUGUAACUUGUCGACCUCCUCAUAGAGAAGUGGCAGCAUGCAGGCAGAGGACCGCGUCUCAUGUCUAAAGUCUGAUUUGUUGGAAUCUUCUGGGGCAUUUCGUGUUCUUGUUGGCGUAACGGGGAGCGUGGCAGCCUUGAAACUACCUCCUUUGGUCUCUCACCUCCUUCAACUCCCUGGGGUGGAUGUAAGAGUGGUCACUACAGAGCAUGCCAAGCACUUCUACAAUCCUGCAGAGGUCUCAGUCAAAAUCUACAGUGACGAGGACGAGUGGGAGCUGUGGACACAGAGAUCUGAUCCUGUCCUACACAUUGAGCUAAGGCGCUGGGCAGACCUCUUCGUCAUUGCUCCCCUUGAUGCCAACACUCUUGGAAAGAUUGCUAAUGGCAUUUGUGACAAUCUGCUGACAUGUGUGGUAAGGGCCUGGGAUACCACCCGACCUCUCCUUUUCUGCCCCGCAAUGAACACAGCUAUGUGGCAACAUCCUAUUACUGCCCAGCAAGUGUCCAAGUUGAAAGAGUUUGGAUAUGUGGAAAUCCCUUGCAUUGCAAAGAAACUAGUGUGUGGAGAUGAAGGUAAAGGCGCCAUGGCGGAGGUAUCAACUAUUGUAAGUGUUGUCGGACAGUAUCUCCAGAAGCCAGAAGAGUCAUCUCAGGAAACGUGAACAGAACAUUAUACCGCUCUUUCCGCAUCAAAUGCCAAAACUGAAUAAAUGUGAUGGCUUCCAUUCAGUUUCCAGCUUUGCCCCACACACCCACGGUCGACUCACGCACCAGCUUACACCUGUUUUACAAAUAAUAAGUGUACAGAUCAUUACUGACUGAUAUCUCCCUGACUCCUUUGUUAGUAUUGUUGCACCUGUUAGGGUGGAGCACCUUUAUCCUAACAAACACCUGGUGUAAUUUUUUAAGAAUUUGAUCACCUGCAACUUCUGGGGCCAGAUGAGCUGGCAAAAAAACAAAAAAAUAACACAUUGAUGGUAGUAUGUUUAAGAAAAAACAUCAGAUGGCUUUGUCACCUUUUCUGCAGGGAUGGAAUGAUACUAAACACGUUUAUUUAAUGAAUAUCAGUGAGAAUGAAAACGUCUGCUCUUGUUUUCUGCCUACAGGCAUGCACUUGUGUGUGUACAGCCGCCAGCACAAACGUGUCCAUUGUAUUGUAAUCUCUUCCUUGUUGUUUUUUUUUUUUUUUUUUUUUUUUUUUUGCAUUUGGCAAAGAAAGUUUGACAAACUUGUUUAAUGACGUGUUCCAUUUGUAUGUCAUUGAAAAAACGUCCUCACAAUUUA